Molecule: messenger RNA, 4197 nt
Organism: Danaus chrysippus (African queen)
Lineage: Eukaryota; Metazoa; Arthropoda; Insecta; Lepidoptera; Nymphalidae
Source: the annotation of a GenBank genome assembly
AUGAGGCGUGUGUUUGGAGUCUGCUCCGACGGCUGGAUCCUCUGUGGUCACAAUGGCUCCCCCCACGGCUCGGUGAUGUCGUGCCAGUCGCUGGCGGCGCGCGCGUUCGCCGAGCCCGACAAGGAGUCGCACUGCGCACGCGCCGCCACACACAGAACCGUACGCUUCAGCUCGGACCCUCGCAGCCAGAACAGGACCACGAGCGAGACAGAAUGCAAGAGAGAAACACCCGGUUCCAUGUCGCUGAGCACGCUGUCCAUGUCUCCAGCCAUGAGCCAGUCAGCGCCGAGCGCCGCGGCCGCCUUCAACAUGGACGACCAGCCAGCCACGUGUCGUUUCCCCAAACUAGAGGAGUGCGCUCACUUCCACUACGAGCGAGUGAGUCUGGGCGGGAUCAGGGUGGAGCUGGUGCCGUGUGACGUCAGCGGGGACUCGCCCGGGGAAGGUUGGGUGUGUCUAAAGGUGAGCAGCCACGUGAAUUCUUGCGAGGAGGACGCGGCCGGCGGCGAGCACUCGUGGACACUCACCAGGAACAGGGAGCACUUCCUGCAGCUGGACGACAUGCUGCACAGGUGUAUAUACGACCGUAAGGUGUCAGGUCUGCCUCACCUGCCCUCCUCGCUGAGCUGCUCCCUGGAGGAGGCGGAGUACCUGCAGCUGGUGGCGGACUACGUGCACCACCUGUCCAUCAUAGCGGACGACUCCAUCAACUGUGGACCCGCGCUCAACUGGCUGCAGAUGGACAAUAAAGGUCAUAAACUGCUGGUAGCCAAUGAGGAUUCCAGUUCUAUUAACACUCCAGCAGUAGCGGCCGCGUACUCCGUCAGGAAAUAUGUGUCCCAGGCGCGGGACGAGAUCAGUUUCGACGUGGGGGACAUGAUAUCUAUCAUCGAUAUGCCUGGUCCUCAAGAGUCCCUGUGGUGGCGCGGCAAGCGUGGUUUCCGCGUGGGUUUCUUCCCGCACCACUGCGUGGCAGUCAUCGGGGACAAGGUCCCGCGACACAUGACGCAGCCUCCGCCCAUCGUGGGGUCGGUGGCCGUGGCUCCCAUCAAGCCGGUGCUCCGUAAGCACGGCAAGCUGAUCUCCCUGUUCCGCAGCUUCAUCCUGUCCCGACCCUCGCGGAGGAGUCUCAAGCAGCAGGGGAUCCUGAGGGAGAGAGUGUUCGGAUGUGAUUUAGGGGAGCACCUCACUAACUGUGGACACGACGGUCCCUUCCCUGGUGCAGUCCCGCAGGUGCUGGUGGAGUGCUCGCGCGCCAUCGAGCAGCGCGGCGCGGUGGACGGCAUCUACCGGCUGUCGGGCGGCGCGGCGCUGACCCAGAGGCUGCGGGCCGCCUUCGACGCGGGCCUGGCCGCGGACCUGCGCGCGCCGCUGCAGAGGGACCCGCACGCGCUGGCCAGCCUCCUCAAGAUGUACUUCAGAGAGCUGCCCAAUCCUCUGUGCACGUACCAGUUGUACGACAGCUUCGUGUCGGCCGUCACCGCGCCCGAGCAGCAGCGGCUUAAGGCAGUCCGGGAUACGGUGGUCAAACUCCCUCCGCCACACUACAGGACCCUGUCGUACCUAAUGCGUCACCUGCGGCGCGUGUCUCUACUGAGCGAGUCGACGGGCAUGACUGCACGGAACAUGGCCAUCGUGUGGGCGCCCAACCUGCUGAGGUCGCCCGCGCCGCAACACGCGCUGCAGGGGGUCGCCGUGCAGGCGGUGGUGACGGAGUUCCUGAUCUGUUACGCCGAGGAGCUGUUCUGUAAGGAGCAGGGAGCUGACUCGGGGCCGCCCUCCAUCAGUCAGGAGAGUCAAGAAUCUCAGAUAGAACUGCGAGGCCUGGAGGCCGGCAGACGACCCAAGAGUUUACCUCUGAACCCACCCACCAAGUUACUGAGCCUGGAGGAGGCCCGGCGCCGCGGCCGGCCCGCUCGGACUCCGCCCCCCGCGGACCAGGCGCACCUCACACCCGACACCAUGGCGCUCCGGCCCGCCUCACACCUCACACCCAAGUAUAUAGAGGUACGGAGAGAGAGAGAAGGACAGAGAGAAAGAGAGGGAAGAGUCGGCUCCGGUCCCAACAACCUGCCUCAGUACCACACGGUGCUGGAGCUGCCCGGACCCAACAAGAGACUGAAGCGAUCACCGAGCGGCUGGCGCGGGCUGUUCACGAGGAAGAGGAGCCCGCGGCCGACACUCACACCGCGCGCGCUGGAGCCGUCAGCGUCAGCCCUGCGGCCGGCCGUGUCGUGCGAGUCUCUGAGUGAGGGCGAGGCGGCCCCUCCCCCGCGACCCCCGCACCACACCAGGUCCUCGUCGUGUGACUCGUACUUCGAGCCGUGGCAGGCGGAGCUCGCCACCAUGAGGCUGAGACUGUCGCCGCAGGAGAGGGACCGGCACAUGUUUAGUGAAGAGGACGACGCGCAUGCGCAACACGCCGCCCCGGACGAGUCACUGAACACGACGCCGGGGAACAGCGCGAUAGGGAGCGCCGCGGACACGCCGCGACGAACGAGGGGGGACGAGAACACGGAGCGGAAAAGAGUGUCCCUGGAGCAGCUGGAGCGACGAGUGGCGCGGCUCGGGUACAUAGACAGUGACGAGCCCGGGGACAACACGCGCGCUAAGAGACUGUGCAAGGACAGAGACAGUCCCCAGUCAUCAGGCCUGGAGCUGCCGGCACUGACUAAUGUGAAGUUAAGAGAGAGAACCUCCCCGAGGAAACAGAAACCUUCAGCUCGGUACAGCGGGCUGCAGCAGCCCUUGAGUGGGACCGUGGAGGGCGAGCGACUCACCUGGCACGGCAAGGAGCACUCCACGCUCAUACGGAUCGACUGGCCGGACACGCCCACCACCCCGCCCACACCGGCCACGCCCCUCUACGACCCGCUGGAGAGCGACUCGGAGCCCAGCGACAAGCACACGCUCACCAUCAGGAGCAGCUGCCGGACCUGCGACCGCGAGACGUGCCUCAAGUGCGAGCUGAAGGCCGCGGACCACGAGAACCACGAGCUGCACCGGCUGUCCGCGCGGUCCAGCUCCUCCGCCUCCGACCACACGCCGCACCUCAUGAGGGUGAUGACGUCAUCACACGAGAGCUCCUCCGGCUACUCCAACGUGAGCUACAAGCAGGACGAGCCCUACCCGCGCUACGUCAACCUGUCCUCCAGCACCUCCAGGAGCUCCCCGCCCAGCCCCGUCAGGAGCCCGCUCAGGUCCACCAUCAGCAUCACGUUCCGCUCGCCGCGACCUGACGACGCGCCCGACUACGAGCCCGUAGGAGACGAACACACGCCCACCAACGAGAGGGACUCGCUGUACGAGGACGUGGACCUGGAGAAGAGUCUGGCCAUCGUGGAGGAGGCCAGCGUGCCGCAGACGGACGCCUGCCUGCCCGACCAGGAGGCCUGCCAGCCUGCCAGCUGCGACCUCAUCAUACUGGACACGCCCACCGACCACACGGACCUGUACAGCCAGGUGAAGUUCUUCAAGAAGAGCAUCGAGGAGGUCAACGCCCUGAUACUGGAGACGAGCGACAAGGAGCCGCACUACGAGCCCGUGGAGUACACGAACACGUACAGGAUACGGGAGGGGGGAGGGGGGGAGAACGGGAACGUGAUCACCACCAGCAACAACAUGAACGUGAGGCAGCUGGCCAACAGGUUCGAGAGCCCCACGGAGCAGAAGGGGGCCUUCAGCUACGACAAGACGGACAGGGGGGAGGCCGCGCGCUCACUGGACGAGAACGCGUUCAGUAAGGAGUUCGGGACGGACGGAGACAGGAGGAGGAGUCUGGAGGGGAAGGACGGCCGGGGGGGAGUACCGGACAUGAACCUGAACACGGACACGAGGACACGUGGCGCGGAGGACAGGGUGGCGCUGGUACAGAGAGACGCGAGGACACACGCCGAGAACACGCUCAGCAGGCAGAGGAUAGACAAGUACAAGGAGGAGAGGAGGAACUUCUUAAGGGAGAAGUACAGCUCGCAGUCCUUCAGGAGCAGCCCGGAGACGAUCACGAGGAGCAGGGGGAGGAGGAGCGAGGAGGGGAGGACGGAGGAGACGCGCGGGGGGGAGGGGAGGAGACUCACGCUGGCCAGGAGCAACACGGACCUGGAGCAGGGAGGAGACAGGUCAGAGAAGACGUCCCCCUCGUACAACAUCAGGGACAUGGCGGCCAUCUUCGAGCAGAAGUCUCAACCCACUGGCUGA